AUGGCCAUAGAGACGCACAAACGUUGUGGCGACACAGAUGAAAUGGUGUCGGCAGGUGGGAGGGUGGGGGCGUGUGUACCCGUGCGGGCCUGGCGUACCACGCCCGUGCCAAGCACUGGCCCUCAGGUGCCAAGCACUGGCCCUCAGGUGCCAAGCACUGGCCCUCAGGUGCCAAGCACUGGCCCUCAGGUGCCAAGCACUGGCCCUCAGGUGCCAAGCACCGGCCCUCAGGUGCCAAGCACUGGCCCUCAGGUGCCAAGCACCGGCCCUCAGGUGCCAAGCACUGGCCCUCAGGUGCCAAGCACUGGCCCUCAGGUGCCAAGCACCGGCCCUCAGGUGCCAAGCACCGGCCCUCAGGUGCCAAGCACCGGCCCUCAGGUGCCAAGCACUGGCCCUCAGAACACGACAUCUCCUUCGGAGUGCCUGUCAAGACCACUGAAGUGCCUGUCUUGGGUCUCCCUGGCCCCCGAGGGCUCUUUGGUGGUAGUCACCCUGGCCCCCGAGGGCUCUGUGGUGGUAGUCUCCCUGGCCCCCGAGGGCUCUGUGGUGGUAGUCUCCCUGGCCCCCGAGGGCUCUGUGGUGGUAGUCUCCCUGGCCCCCGAGGGCUCUGUGGUGGUAGUCUCCCUGGCCCCCGAGGGCUCUGUGGUGGUAGUCUCCCUGGCCCCCGAGGGCUCUGUGGUGGUAGUCUCCCUGGCCCCCGAGGGCUCUGUGGUGGUAGUCUCCCUGGCCCCCGAGGGCUCUGUGGUGGUAGUCUCCCUGGCCCCCGAGGGCUCUGUGGUGGUAGUCUCCCUGGCCCCCGAGGGCUCUGUGGUGGUAGUCUCCCUGGCCCCCGAGGGCUCUGUGGUGGUAGUCUCCUUGGCCCCCGAGGGCUCUGUGGUGGUAGUCUCCCUGGCCCCCGAGGGCUCUGUGGUGGUAGUCUCCCUGGCCCCCGAGGGCUCUGUGGUGGUAGUCUCCCUGGCCCCCGAGAGCUCUGUGGUGGUAGUCUCCCUGGCCCCCGAGGGCUCUGUGGUGGUAGUCUCCCUGGCCCCCGAGGGCUCUGUGGUGGUAGUCUCCCUGGCCCCCGAGGGCUCUGUGGUGGUAGUCUCCCUGGCCCCCGAGGGCUCUGUGGUGGUAGUCUCCCUGGCCCCCGAGGGCUCUGGCGUCUCCCUGGCCCCCGAGGGCACUGUGGUGGUAGUCUCCCUGGCCCGCGAGGGCUCUGUGGUGGUAGUCUCCCUGGCCCGCGAGGGCUCUGUGGUGGUAGUCUCCCUGGCCCCCGAGGGCUCUGUGGUGGUAGUCUCCCUGGCCCCCGAGGGCACUGUGGUGGUAGUCUCCCUGGCCCGCGAGGGCUCUGUGGUGGUAGUCUCCCUGGCCCGCGAGGGCUCUGUGGUGGUAGUCUCCCUGGCCCCCGAGGGCUCUGUGGUGGUAGUCUCCCUGGCCCCCGAGGGCUCUGUGGUGGUAGUCUCCCUGGCCCUGUUGACUGCUGAGGAAUUUGAGUUUGUCCCUAAGUACCUCCGAGGUCGUCUCCAGUAUGAUCUCCCUGGCCCCGAGGGCUCUGUGGUGGUAGUCUCCCUGGCCCCCGAGGACUCUGUGGUGGUACUCUCCCUGGCCCCCGAGGUCUCUGUGGUGGUAGUCUCCCUGGCCCCCGAGGGCUCUGUGGUGGUAGUCUCCCUGGCCCCCGAGGGCUCUGUGGUGGUAGUCUCCCUGGCCCCCGAGGGCUCUGUGGUGGUAGUCUCCCUGGCUCCCGAGGGCUUUGUGGUGGUAGUCUCCCUGGCCCCCGAGGGCUCUGUGUUGGUAGUCUCCCUGGCCCCCGAGGGCUUUGUGGUGGUAGUCUCCCUGGCCCCCGAGGGCUCUGUGGCGGUAGUCUCCCUGGCCCCCGAGGGCUCUGUGGUGGUAGUCUCCCUGGCCCCCGAGGGCUUUGUGGUGGUAGUCUCCCUGGCCCCCGAGGGCUCUGUGGCGGUAGUCUCCCUGGCCCCCGAGGGCUCUGUGGUGGUAGUCUCCCUAGCUCCCGAGGGCUCUGUGGUGGUAGUCUCCCUAGCCCCCGAGGGCUCAGUGGUGGUAGUCUCCCUAGCCCCCGAGGGCUCUGUGGUGGUAGUCUCCCUGGCCCCCGAGGGCUCUGUGGUGGUAGUCUCCCUGGCCCCCGAGGGCUUUGUGGUGGUAGUCUCCCUGGCCCCCGAGGGCUCUGUGGCGGUAGUCUCCCUGGCCCCCGAGGGCUCUGUGGUGGUAGUCUCCCUGGCCCCCGAGGGCUCUGUGGUGGUAGUCUCCCUGGCCCCCGAGGGCUCUGUGGCGGUAGUCUCCCUGGCCCCCGAGGGCUCUGUGGUGGUAGUCUCCCUGGCCCCCGAGGGCUCUGUGGUGGUAGUCUCCCUGGCCCCCGAGGGCUCUGUGGUGGUAGUCUCCCUGGCCCCCGAGGGCUCUGUGGUGGUAGUCUCCCUGGCCCCCGAGGGCUCUGUGGCGGUAGUCUCCCUGGCCCCCGAGGGCUCUGUGGUGGUAGUCUCCCUGGCCCCCGAGGGCUCUGUGGUGGUAGUCUCCCUGGCCCCCGAGGGCUCUGUGGUGGUAGUCUCCCUGGCCCCCGAGGGCUCUGUGGUGGUAGUCUCCCUGGCCCCCGAGGGCUCUGUGGUGGUAGUCUCCCUGGCCCCCGAGGGCUCUGUGAUGGUAGUCUCCCUGGCCCCCGAGGGCUCUGUGGUGGUAGUCUCCCUGGCCCCCGAGGGCUCUGUGGUGGUAGUCUCCCUGGCCCCCGAGGGCUCUGUGAUGGUAGUCUCCCUGGCCCCCGAGGGCUCUGUGGUGGUAGUCUCCCUGGCCCCCGAGGGCUCUGUGGUGGUAGUCUCCCUGGCCCCCGAGGGCUCUGUGGUGGUAGUCUCCCUGGCCCCCGAGGGCUCUGUGGUGGUAGUCUCCCUGGCCCCCGAGGGCUCUGUGAUGGUAGUCUCCCUGGCCCCCGAGGGCUCUGUGGUGGUAGUCUCCCUGGCCCCCGAGGGCUCUGUGGUGACCUGUCUUGACACUGACCCCUGUGGCACUGGCAGUCUUGACACUGACCUCUGUGGCACUGGCAGUCUUGACACUGACCUCUGUGGCACUGGCAGUCUUGACGCUGACCUCUGUGGCUCUGGCAGUCUUGACACUGACCCCUGUGGCACUGGCAGUCUUGACACUGACCCCUGUGGCACUGGCAGUCUUGACACUGACCCUUGUGGCACUGGCAGUCUUGACACUGACCCCUGUGGCACUGGCAGUCUUGACACUGACCCCUGUGGCACUGGCAGUCUUGACACUGACCCCUGUGACACUGGCAGUCUUGACACUGACCCCUGUGGCACUGGCAGUCUUGACACUGACCUCUGUGGCACUGGCAGUCUUGACACUGACCCCUGUGGCACUGGCAGUCUUGACACUGACCUCUGUGGCACUGGCAGUCUUGACACUGACCCCUGUGACACUGGCAGUCUUGACACUGACCCCUGUGGCACUGGCAGUCUUGACACUGACCCCUGUGGCACUGGCAGUCUUGACACUGACCUCUGUGACACUGGCAGUCUUGACACUGACCCCUGUGGCACUGGCAGUCUUGACACUGACCUCUGUGGCACUGGCAGUCUUGACACUGACCUCUGUGGCACUGGCAGUCUUGACACUGACCUCUGUGGCACUGGCAGUCUUGACACUGACCUCUGUGGCACUGGCAGUCUUGACACUGACCCCUGUGGCACUGGCAGUCUUGACACUGACCCCUGUGGCACUGGCAGUCUUGACACUUUCCGAGUCCUUGUCGUUUGCUGA
Messenger RNA from Procambarus clarkii (red swamp crayfish), 3747 nucleotides. NCBI's taxonomy places the organism in Eukaryota, Metazoa, Arthropoda, Malacostraca, Decapoda, Cambaridae. The record is from RefSeq and is a predicted model, not a curated record.